Polistes canadensis is the source of this 4749-nucleotide messenger RNA. RefSeq names its product A disintegrin and metalloproteinase with thrombospondin motifs 9-like. The coding region runs from base 1395 to 4427 and encodes 1010 amino acids. Lineage: Eukaryota; Metazoa; Arthropoda; Insecta; Hymenoptera; Vespidae. Gene Ontology annotation, cellular component: extracellular matrix. Gene Ontology annotation, biological process: proteolysis; extracellular matrix organization. The record is from RefSeq and is a predicted model, not a curated record. Gene Ontology annotation, molecular function: metalloendopeptidase activity. The transcript has 15 exons.
AAUUCGUUUUAUUUAUUUUCCUUUUAGAAUAUUUAUUCAAUCGGGCAAAGAUAGAUACGAAGGCGUAUCUGUCAGCGUAUUUGUGCGAAAUUGUUAUUGUCCUUUUGUCGUUGAUGUGACAAUCUAAUUACCUGAGUUACCGUUAAAACAAUCAGUUCAGUAUAGAAUUGGUUGUGUCACAGGUGGUCGUCGUUGUCGUUGUCGUCGUAGUCGACGGUGUUGAAAGAGAAUUUAGUGGAAUUCGAUAAAUUCGAAAAGCGACACUUUGUCAGCGUUACAAGAUCGUAACAGAGAAUGAGAAAGAGAGAGAGAGAGAGAGAGAGAGAGAGAAAGAGAGAGAGUAAGUAUUAUACGGUUGAACAUAAAGCCGCCAUUAUUAGAACUUGUGCCGGUUGCCAAGUACUUGACUGGUGUGCUUUUUCUAGCCCCGCAACGAUGCGUUUGCUUGCAUUCGUCGAUGCGACGAUGCGUUCUCGGCUGCUUCGAAGAAUAUCCGGCUCGUUCGUCUCUUCGUUAUCUUUUUCUCUUUUCUUUUAUUUUCUCUUCUCUUCUCUUCUCUUUUCUUCUCUUUUCUCUCCUCCUUUUCCUCCUCCUCCUCCACCUCCUCUUCCUCUCUUUCUCAUGGGCGCGUGCUUUCGUCGUUUUCCUCGUCCAUGUGCUAGCCAGUUGCAACGCGUACGGCCUACCAAACGAAACUGCACUUUUCUCAUUAGACCUUAAUUAGAAAGAAUCUUUUUUUAUUCUUUCUUUCUUUUUUUUUUAUUCUUAACAUUAAUCUCUCGCUCGAUAUGUCGCGAGCCAAAGUUUAUUCUUUCUUUCUUUUUUUUUUCUUUUUUUUUUUUUCAAUUAAACCAAUCCCAUAAUAUUAUCACGAGUGAUAUUUUCCCAUCGUAAUCGUUUGAAAAAUGAUACAUUUGUUUCCCGAAUUGACCUAAGUGAUCUUUAUUUAUUGUAUCCUUUCUCACUCUCUCUCUUUAUCUCUCUUUAAGACAAUUUCACAGAAGAAUGAUUUUACGCGUUUCAGAUUUGUUAGAUAUCAUCGUAUACGUCAUCGUGUAACCAUCAUCAUAAUUCUCGUAGUUCGUUGAUUGUUACAGUUGUCAUUGUCAAUUCUUGUCAAAGUCACAUCUCAUUUCUGUGUUAACUCUUGUGUACAAAAAAUUGACCAACGAUAAAUAUACAUAUUAUUCCGUAUUCUUGUUGUUCUAACGCGUACAUUAAUAUUCAGUGUUUAAUUCGCUUUAUUAUUCAAACAACCAGUAACUUCGACCAAAGUUUAACGAGUGCUAUAGCAUAUAAAGUGUCGAGUGGUUAAAGUAGCGUAGUUGAAAUUAUUAAACGUUCGAGUGUGUUACCGAUUAAAACACAAAGAGCGUUUGAGUCCGGGUGUAAGCAUGCCACAAUCGAAACUCACGAGUUUGCUAUUAACGACGUGGUUAUUCGCAACAGUGGCCACUAAAUCGCGCGUAGACGAGCUCAUCCAAACUUCAACCGAAUACGAGAUUAUAUAUCCGAGAAUAAUAACGUAUGAUUAUCUAUCCUCAUCGUUACGUGAUCAAAGAUUACCAUUGAUAAAUUAUUAUUCGAGGAUUCCCACGUUAAAACAUAAUAAGAUCUAUGUGAUCGUUCAAAAUUGGACACUUGUAACAACGAUCAACGAUCGAUUAACAUUUUCAAAUGGUCUAUCAAAUGAACGAGAAAAUUUCAAUCGUAGUUUCUUAGAUUGCGAUCUAAGAUACGGUAUUAUAGAAAACAAUGAAAAUUCUUCGUCAGUUGUAUUGACGAUUUGUUUAGAUGAAAUAUAUGCAUUUUUCAUCGUCAAUGGUAGAUCCUUCUUCGUGGAACCUUUGACUAAUGGUAAACAUAUUUUUUACGAAUCGAAUAAUACCAAAUGGUGGUCGUCCAAACAAUUAUCCAAAAAUUUUGGUCCGUCGAUCGAAAUUUUACCUGAUUUUUAUUACCAGAAGAAAAUAAACGAAUUGAAAGGUCCCACAGAACGAUCCAAACGAGAUAUUCCAAGCGUUAAAACUAAUGGAUAUUAUAAUCUAACCGGAGAUGUUUUCGAUAUGGAAAAUUUGAAUCUUGAUUUCGAGGAUAAUGAGGAAUUCUUGAAAAAAACAGACGACGAUGUUAUGAUCGAACGAUUGCCACCAAGGAAUGAUCCCGAGGACGUUGGUUAUUUUUCUAAUCCAUCUUGGAGCAGAAGCAAAGUACCGAAACGGAAACAAUUACCACCACGAUGGUUGGAGGUUGCGAUAGCUGCAGAUUAUUCUGUUAUCGAAUUUCAUGGUCCUCGUGUUCGACAAUACGUUCUUGCACUUCUGAAUAUUGUCAGUGCAGUUUUUAGAGAUCCUUCACUCGACUCUAAUAUGGUUCUCGUGGUUGCUCGGAUAAUCCUUUACGCGGAUAAGAGAGAUAGUUUGGUUCAAGAUGGAAACUCAAGAAAAUCUUUGGAAAAUGUCAACAAGUGGAACCGCAAACUCUUAUCCUUAUCAAAGGAUAGUCACGAUAUAGCAAUAUGGUUAACUCGAUUAGAUAUCGGUGGUCCAUCAGGAUACGCUCCUGUAUCGGGAGUUUGCAAUCCUGCGAGAUCUUGUACUUUAAAUCGUGACGAAGGUUUAACCAGUGCUUUCAUCAUUGCCCACGAAUUGGCACAUAUUUUGGGAUUGACUCACGAUGGCGAUAAAACAUCUGGAAAUUAUUGCGAGGAGGAAGCUUCGCUUGGUAGCGUGAUGGCCCCUAUGGUUGCCGCAACUUUCCAUCAUUUUUAUUGGUCCACGUGUUCGAGGAAAGAAUUCCAUCGGAAAGUCAAACAAUGGUCUUGUUUGUUAAAUCGACCGAAUAUUGACAAUAAUAUUACACGGUUGGAUAUUAAUGUACAAGAAAUGUUUACGAUGGAUGAACAAUGUCGAGUGGAAUUUGGUCAAGGUUAUCAUCUAUGUAAAAGCUUUGAAAUUCGGGAACCGUGUUCUCGUCUAUGGUGUGGUAAUUCGAACAUUUCUCAAAUAUGCAAAACUAAGAAAGGUCCACCAAUGGAAGGUACACUCUGUGGAAAAAAUAAAUGGUGCGUUAACGGCCGCUGCGAAACUAUGGAUCGAGAAAGAUCGAAUUUAGAACCAUUAUUUUCUAAUCCAAGAAAUGGAGGAUGGAGUGGUUGGAGUUUAUGGGGAAAGUGUACCAGAUCAUGCGGCAUUGGUGUACAAUGUAGAUCACGAACUUGCAGCAAUCCACGGCCAGCUUACGGUGGAAAAUAUUGUAUGGGUUCUAGCGAGGAUUGUAAAAUUUGCGAGUCAAUGAAAUGCUUGACAAAUAUUGAUCUUCGUGCUCAACAAUGUUCGAGAUUGAUCGGUAUUUUAGAUUUUAAAGAAAUAUCGUCGAAAUUGAACAUGACAUGGUUGGCUUACGAGCCCGAAGAAAUAGAAUUAAAAUGCCGAUUAAUUUGCCGUAGCAAAGAGACCGGAGAAAUAUUUACAAGUAAAAAGAAUCUAAUGAAUGGGACUCCUUGUUCUUACGGUUCUACGGACAUCUGUAUUCAGGGCGAAUGUAGGCGUAUGGGGUGCGAUAAUAUUUUCAAUUCGGACAAAAUAUUGGACAAUUGUGGUACAUGCAAUGGCAACGAUACCGAUUGCGACUACGUUAUUAAUAAAUUUCAACGUAAACUACGCCGAGCAAUGACACGUUUAACCGUAUUACCGCGAAAUGGUAUUAACAUGGAAAUGAAUAUUACAAUGUUAAAAACAUCGUUCGUACAUAAAAUCAAUACAACGUUCGUUAUAAUAGAUGGUAAAAAACGUCGACAUAGAGUAAACAAUUUUGAUAUAAAAAGUUACGAAUUGUUAGUGGUCGAGGGUACUGCUUUUCAAAUUCAGAUAGUUGCUAAUAACAAAUAUACCGUGAAAACUAGAGGGAUGGCUUUGGAUGACAUUAUCGUAUCGUUCGUAGUACCACCGAAUGUUGUAAGAUCGGGUACAUCAAUAGCUGUAUCUUCACGGUAUUCCAUAAACCGUAAUGAAAAAAAUACAGAUAAACGAUACUUAUGGAUGGAGGGUGGAUGGAAUUUUUGUUCUGUCACCUGUGGAGGUGGAAUACGGAGAAAAAUGAUUGCUUGUAAGGACGAUAAGACUGGAAGAAUAGUUUCCAGAAGGAAAUGUGCAUUUGUUCCCAAACCUAAUUUAAAAAUGGAAAUUUGUAACAUACAGAGUUGCGAUUAUAAAUGGCUGCCAGGACCAUGGGAAACAUGUUCAGCUUCCUGUGGACAUUUUGGUAUUCAAACACGUCAACUUCAUUGCGUUCGCUCGUCCUAUAAUGAAAGUGAAAUAAUUAGUAGUAACGAAUUGGAGGCUUACAGAAUAAUAUUGAGACCUUCUUUGUGUAUGGAUCAUCAACGACCAAAAAUCGAACAAGAAUGUAACAGGGUAGCCUGUUAAAAUUGUUAAUAGCCAUAUUUUAGAUUCGAUUUUUUUUCCAUUGUUACAAGGAAUCGCGAUUUAGGAGAAUACAAAUUUCAAUUUGUGGGUUUGUUUUUAUAAUGCAGAUAAUAUCCUAUGGUUUAGAAAUACCGAUUAAUGAAGAAUUCAUCAGGUAAUUUGAAUAUUUGAAAAUAAAUUAUACAUACGAAACGAUAUCCAUCCACUUAAAUUAACAUUUUUACAUUUAUAGUUAUGACAUCUUUCGAGUUUGAAAAAUUACAUAUACUAAAAAGAUAUUUUAUUGAAAAAGAGAAGGAAUAAUUGUAAAAUAAGCUUUUUU